Messenger RNA from Cucurbita maxima (winter squash), 1953 nucleotides. Its product is annotated as ubiquitin carboxyl-terminal hydrolase 2. The coding region runs from base 736 to 1740 and encodes 334 amino acids. Gene Ontology annotation, biological process: ubiquitin-dependent protein catabolic process; protein deubiquitination. Gene Ontology annotation, molecular function: cysteine-type deubiquitinase activity. The record is from RefSeq and is a predicted model, not a curated record. Gene Ontology annotation, cellular component: cytoplasm. NCBI's taxonomy places the organism in Eukaryota, Viridiplantae, Streptophyta, Magnoliopsida, Cucurbitales, Cucurbitaceae. The transcript has 6 exons.
AGGCAUAGAUUAGGGCUUCUUCAAUGAAAGGAGGAGGAGUUAUUUGAUUAGGGCUUGUUCUACAAAAAUAGUCGUUUACGUUGGUAAAUUUGGACGUGGUUUGUGUUAGGCUGUUCCGAUUAGGAUGUGGAUGUACCGCAAUUUUGAUUUGUUGCAUAUGCUUAUUAUCCUCAUUUGAAGCCCGUCACUUUGUCGCCCUGAUCGAAACACAAUUGAAUAACGGUAGAAGCAAAAAACUGCACGUUAAGCCGUUCCUCGAGUUUGUCUCUCUUGCUCUCUUUCUGAGAUAGCUUCUCAAUAAUUUGAUGUAUUGUUCUGUCAUUUCUUGUUAUUGAUUCAUCCGUUGCUUUGUCCAGGCCCACAUUAUUUUGGAGAUUUAGUAAUGGGCAAUGUUGUGUUUUAUGCAUGUAGGUGUUAUGGAUGCUAUAGAUUUAGUUUUAGAUAAUGAAAUAUGAAGUUCUAGAAUUUUUAAAACGAAAAUUGUGGGGAACUCGCACUUUGGAGCUUUACUUUCCUGUUAUUGAGCAAAAUGUUGUGAUUGUCCCAUUAGACACUUUUGUUGGUGGAAAAAGGGGAAACCCCUGGGUGAGUAAUACUUGUGGGAUAGUGUAGAUCCCAGCUCUGUUAUGUUUCCAUAUCUUUCCUUGCAAAUACGUCUUUUGGCAGAUAGAAAUUUGGCCACCUUCCUUUCACGUCUGAGAAGUUAUCCCUGAAGCAGAAAUCUUCUGAAUCAUCAUGUCUUGGUGCACGAUUGAAUCUGACCCUGGUGUCUUUACGGAGCUUAUUCAACAGAUGCAAGUUAAAGGCGUUCAAGUUGAAGAGUUGUACUCGUUGGAUCUUGACUCUCUUAACAAUAUGAGGCCUGUGUAUGGGUUGAUAUUUCUAUUCAAAUGGCGUCCAGGGGACAAAGAUGAUCGUCUUGUUAUUAAGGAUCCCAACCCAAAUCUAUUUUUUGCGAGUCAGGUAAUUAACAAUGCUUGUGCAACUCAGGCAAUCUUGUCUAUUCUGAUGAAUUGCCCGGAUAUCGACAUUGGCCCAGAAUUAUCCAAGUUGAAGGAUUUUACGAAGAACUUCCCCCCAGAACUCAAAGGUCUGGCUAUUAAUAAUAGUGAAGCUAUACGUACCGCCCAUAAUAGUUUUGCAAGACCAGAACCCUUUGUUCCUAAUGAACAAAAAGCUUCUAGCAAGGAUGAUGAUGUGUUCCAUUUUAUAAGCUACUUACCUAUCGAAGGGGUACUUUAUGAACUUGAUGGGUUAAAGGAGGGACCUAUUAGCCAUGGCCCUUGCCCAGGCAGUCCAGGUGAUCUAGAGUGGCUGAAGAUGGUUCAGCCCGUGAUUCAAGAACGCAUUGAAAGGUACUCAAAAAGUGAGAUAAGAUUCAACCUCAUGGCCAUAAUUAAGAAUAGAAAAGAAAUGUAUACUGCUGAGCUUAAGGAGCUCCAGAAGAAGAGAGAGCGCAUCUUGCAGCAGUUGGCUGCCUUGCAGUCAGAAACAAUGUUGGAAAAUAGCAAUAAUGAGUUCCUAAACAAAUCGCUAUCAGAAGUAAAUGCUGGGAUUGAGGGUGCUACAGAGAAAAUAUUGAUGGAAGAAGAAAAACUCAAGAAGUGGAGAACUGAAAAUAUCAGAAGGAAACACAAUUACAUACCCUUUUUGUUCAACUUCCUGAAGACUCUUGCGGAAAAAAAACAGUUGAAACCCCUUAUCGAAAAGGCUAAACAGAAAAGUAGUGGCCCCAGAUGAAGUUUGCUUCUUAUGGGUCACUAUUGUAUUGUCGUUUGUAGGUAGUGUACCUUUUUGGUGUUCUUACCUUACGCUAUAGAUUAUCUAUCGAACUCCUUGUCUGGUGUCAAUGUGUACGAGGAUCUAUUUAUUUUUUGAAUGUACACUUGAUGAUCUUCAUGUUUUUAUUACUCUGGUGAAAAAAGGUCUCUACACUUGAUCUUCGUCUUUUAA